UGAAUUAAUAAUUUAAAUAAUGUACCCAGGAGUUGGGUUAGACCCCAUUACAGUCCCUAUUAAAUGCUAAAACACCUAAACAAAUGCAUUUGGUCUGUCCAGUGUAAUUGUGAUGUCCAUGUCAAAAUUUAAAUAAUUAAAUUAAUUAAAAACACCCAGAACUGGGCUGAAGUAACCCAGCAUUUUUAGUGUGUUCUGAUUAUUCUGUGUGUUGAAACAGGAAGUUGAUCAUCUUGUGGGGUUCCUGCGAUCUGAUUGGAUGGGUCUGACACUGUGCUGCUGGCUGAGAGACGGCCUUCCCAAAAAUCGCAAUCAAUCCUCAUCAGCAUUCACCCCGUUUUCCGUGACUCCGCCCAUUCGGCUUGCUGUGCUUUUAGACACGCCUCCUGUUGCCCCCGGAAACCCUCGAUCACAGUGGAGUCCGACACACCUGUCUCCUAACCUACAGCGGUGCGUGUCAGGUGUCCGAGUGCAUCGCGGACAUGUGGAGCAGAGCAGUGAUGCAGCCCGGGCUGCGAUCGGCACGUCAACAGGUCUCCAUAUAUGGGAGGUUAAGUGGGAGGGGCAACAAAGAGGAAGCCACGCCCUCCUGGGAGUGUCCACUCACAAAUCCCCCCUGCAGGCAUCGGGAUAUAAAGCACUUAUAGGCGGAGACUCAUGCUCCUGGGGCUGGGAGCUCUCAACCAAUCAGCUGUGGCAUGAUGGGAAGGAGGGGAGGAGUUAUCCGGGAGGCGGAGCCACAGGUGUUUUGAGCGUGCCAGAUCGUGUGCUAUUAGUGGUGGACGCAGAUGCAGGGACGCUGGGAUACGUAGUAGACGACUGCUAUCUGGGCGUGGCCUUCCAGGAUCUGCCCAAAGGGGUGGAGCUGUUCCCUGCAGUGAGCUGCGUUUGGGGCGGAGCUGAAAUUUGCAUACGCUACCUGUCCGGCACCACGCGUGACGCACCUGCUCUUCAGGCUCUCAGUCGUCUCUCUGCACGGCGGGCUCUCAGACUCCACGGGACCCAAAACCACACACACUCCUUGCCUUCAGCUCUACAGCGCCUCCUGCUGGACACACACACACACCACAGGGACACGCCUGAACACGCACAAACUCAAAUGUUACUGGUCACGUAAAGAGACAUCCACACAAUAAGAUCUGCGGUGAAAUGAUUGCACAAAUAACAAUGCAAUGAUAAAAUAACAACAGAAUUUAAAUGAAGCAGUAAUAGAAGUAAUAUGGAGUACGUGACUGCAGAAUAAAAGUACAAAGUGUAAAACAUAUACAGGGUUUCAGCAGGUUUCACAGAGCUAAAUUUAGGACUUUCAGAUAUUUUAAGACCAUUAUGACUGAAAUUUUAGACUCAUAAAGGAAUCUUUCAAAUGGGCCGGAUGGAAAAAAAUUUUAUUUGCUCUAUCAAAAAAUGCU
Messenger RNA from Danio rerio (zebrafish), 1409 nucleotides. NCBI's taxonomy places the organism in Eukaryota, Metazoa, Chordata, Actinopteri, Cypriniformes, Danionidae. The record is from RefSeq and is a predicted model, not a curated record.